CACAUGUCCUCAUCUGGUUGGCCUCUUGAUCUCCACCUAACGAUAAGUGUUGGUCUCUACGUCACUGUUUCAACCUCCUAUUGUGUUCUUCAGCUGCUCCUCCUGCUUCACUUCUGCAGCUUUCCUUUCAUCAGCUUCAUCACAAUCUUUCUGCUCUUUUAGUCCAAGGGUUGUGAAGGCCCCCAACUAAGGUCCGUAAAGAUAAUCCAUGGCCCAACUGUUGUCAAUUACAAAUCGAAGCCAGGCUUGAAGCCCAUACCUACAACCUUUAACUCGCACAGUAUAUAUACACUCCCAAACCCAGACUCUCAAAACCCUAGCGCCAUUUCCACAAAUCAACGCCGCAGCAGCAUCAGCUGAGCCAAGCAACAAUGGUGUCCGGUUCAGGAAUCUGCGCGAAGAGGGUGGUCGUCGACGCCCGCCACCACAUGCUCGGCCGCCUUGCCUCGAUCCUUGCCAAGGAGCUCCUCAACGGCCAGAAGGUCGUCGUCGUUCGAUGCGAGGAGAUUUGCCUGUCCGGCGGACUGGUUCGCCAGAAGAUGAAGUACAUGAGGUUCCUGAGGAAGCGGAUGAACACCAAGCCUUCCCACGGGCCAAUCCACUUUCGCGCUCCUUCUAAGAUCCUCUGGCGCACCAUUCGCGGCAUGAUUCCUCACAAGACCAAGCGCGGUGAGGCUGCCCUCGCCAGGUUGAAGGUCUACGAGGGCGUCCCGCCGCCGUACGACAAGGUUAAGAGGAUGGUGAUCCCCGACGCUCUCAAGGUUUUGAGGUUGCAGAGUGGUCAUAAGUACUGCUUGUUGGGCAAACUCUCUUCUGAAGUUGGAUGGAAUCACUAUGAUACCAUUAAGGAGCUUGAGAGGAAGAGGAAGGAGAAGUCAGCUGUCAUGUACGAGAGAAAGAAGCAGUUGGCCAAGCUCAGGGUCAAGGCUGAGAAGACCGCCGAUGAGAAGCUCGGUGCCCAGCUGGAAGUCAUUGCUCCCAUCAAAUAUUGAUUUGGUUUUCCUAAACAGGAGCUUGGUUUUCUAUGGUUUGCUGCAUGAUCUCCGCUAGGGAUUAAAUCUUUGCAAGUUUUCGGAGUAUGUAUUUCGGUCAUUCUGGUUUUGUUUCGGAUUUAUCUGAAGAAAGUGGAUUAAUUUUUGUGAUAGUUAUAUUUAGAAUCGUUUCUCUUCCAUCAUUCACAUGCUCUGCUAUUAUUCAAGUUAUUCGAAAAUGAUUCGACUCUUCAACAAUCACUUCACCGCUCGUUCUACCAUAGCUACUUGGAAAUGUUGUUUCUUUCCAAUCCUUUACUAGUCUGUGUGGACGUGUCAAUGGCCAGACGUUUUUGGGUGCUUAUCCCGGCAGCCAUCGACGAUGGCUAUGAGUUACCUCGAGUCACAGGUUUCAUACAAAGUUGUUAUUUUUUUGUCGUGGGCAAUGCAGUCAAAAAAGUUGUUAUUUUUUUGUCGUGGGCAAUGCAGUCAAAAACGUGAUUCUUCGUAGUAGAUUUUGACUAAAUUUAUAAGGGAGAAGUGUGAUUCUACUAAGAAGCGUUUUUUAGUUUUAAAGUCUGCAUUGGUCAUGAGUUUUUAUGACUUAAAAAAAAAAGUCAUGAGUUUGAGAAUGAAAUCUCUGAGUUACG
Messenger RNA from Linum trigynum, 1621 nucleotides. The record is from the annotation of a GenBank genome assembly. Lineage: Eukaryota; Viridiplantae; Streptophyta; Magnoliopsida; Malpighiales; Linaceae.